Molecule: messenger RNA, 1825 nt
Organism: Scylla paramamosain (green mud crab)
Lineage: Eukaryota; Metazoa; Arthropoda; Malacostraca; Decapoda; Portunidae
Product: UBX domain-containing protein 4-like
Exons: 11
Coding region: 155-1690 (511 amino acids)
Cellular component (GO): endoplasmic reticulum
Molecular function (GO): protein binding
Source: RefSeq, a predicted model, not a curated record
GGCUCGGUCACGGAGAUAAAGCGUCUUGACGUUAGUGACGAAAAUUUUCCCGUGACAACCGAUAGAAAUACAGCCCCCAUAGAAGUGUUCCUGCUGCCUGGAGGAACAUCUUAUCACGCUGUUUUACUUACUGAUUAAGUGAACACUGAAGACCAUGAACUGGUUUGAAGGCUCCAUCCCCGAGGCCAUCGCUGCAGCCAAGACCAGGAAGGCAAUAUUUGUGGUGUAUGUUCGGGAUUCGUCUGAAGCCUCCAAGACAACAGAUGAAGUAUUGUCUCGGCGGGAUGUAUUUGAGACAAUGGACAAUGGAUGCUUCGUGGCGAUAAAACUUGAAAAUGGAACUGAGGAUGCCAAGCAGUUUUCACAAAUAUAUCCACUUGUGUUGGUGCCUUCAUUGUUCUUUAUCAGUGGGCAGACAGGUGUGCCACUGGAGGUUCUGGGUGGGCCACUCACCCAAGAAAAAUUGAAGCAGAAGAUGAACAAACUCAUUUCAGACACUAAGUUGGCAGCAGACACCAACUCGCCUUCUCCCAGUGCCUCAGAGGUUGCCAAAGCUCCUGAAGAUGGUGGAGGGAGCAACAGUAACAAAGAGGAAGUGGCAGAGGCAUGUGCUGCACCCCAGACUUCAGCUGCCCUGCCAGAGCCUGCCACUGAGGAGGCCAAACCAAUGAAUGAAGCAGCAGUGGUUAGCCCUGAGGCAGUUGUCCAAGAACAUGAGGCUGCUGAGGCUUCUGGCACAGCAAGUGAUGGGGAAGGCUCUGGCCUUUCACUUGAAGAAAAGGUAGAGAGAGCCAAAGCUUUGCUAGCAGAGAAACAAAGCUUGACUCAGAGAGAGAAAACUGAGGAAGAGCGACGGAAAGAGAUUGACCGCAGAAAGAUGGGCCAGGAGAUGGCGAAGAAAAGACAGCAGCAGGAAGAUGAGGAGAUCCGGGCAGCAGCCAGGGAGAGGAGGAAGGACAAGGAGGAGGACAGGCUUGCCAGAGAAAGGGUUAAGGCACAGAUUGCUGCAGACCGAGCUGAGAAGGAGGCCCGAGCUGCUUUGCUGAGGGGGGAGGCGCCAGCACCCAGUCAGGCUCCGGCGCCCAGUGCAGCUCCUGCACCUCAGCCUGCAUCAUCAAGCAAUAUAUCAAGGCUGAAGUUCCGCCUCCCUGAUGGAUCCUCCAGCAUAUCCCAGUUCCCUGCUGAGGCGCCCCUGAGUGAGGUGCGACAGUACAUAGAGCAGAAUGUGACGCUUCCCUUCUCCACCUUCACACUGGCCUCCACCGUGCAGCAUAGACCCUUCACAGUGGAUGACUACAAUACCUCACUCAGAGACUUGGGCCUUGUACCUUCAGCCAUAUUAGCUGUUCUACCUAGUACCUCCUCUGGGCCUGGUCGGCUUGUGUCAACUGGAGGUGGUAUAUGGGACAUGCUGUGGUUUGUGUUAACUCCCAUUACAUUCCUGUUUGGUCUAAUACAAACGUAUCUCCUUGGAAGAAGAGAGCCAUCUACAGAAAGAACAGAUGAGCCUCAACCCAAGAGGCCUCGGGAGGAUUCCUCACCAGUCACCCGACAGAGACCAACAACGGCCUAUGGGAGGCGUGGUGAGGCCCGCUUCCGUCAACAGGGGAACAUCCAUCGUCUCCAAAAUGAUGGUGAGGAUGAUGAUGAAAAUAACACCUGGAAUGGAAACUCGACUCAGCAAAUGUAGGACUGUGAGAGUCAUUAAAAAGAUUUUCUUUGCAUAUAAAUGUUAGUUUUGUUGAUCAAUUAUUACUUUUUUACUAUCAGUUAGAUUUCCUCUUACUUGUUAUUUUCUUAUUUCUUGUUAUUAUUAUUAUUAUUA